UAAACUGUGAACACACUCAGCAUCCACAUUGCACUACGAAACUCAGAACUCCUCUGAUUAAUCAGAUUUGGCUGGGACAGUUCUGCGAAAUUGGUGUUGAGGGACCAUGUUGGUGUCUCUUACUGUGUCAGGGUUUUCUAUGAAGCCAAAAACUCACCGAGCACACCAACACACAAUACUCUACAAUUCCCCUUUGAUCAGGUUUGCUCAUGGCUUUGAUCUGUUGCUAAUCGUCUGUGUUGUUUGAAGUGAAGAGACAAAGUUUUUGGGUGGGUUUGUGAAUGAGUUGUUGGGGUGUCCAAAGUUUGAAAAUGUCCUCUGGUGAUAAAACAUAAAUCAUUCCCUGCAUUACCAUCCUGCUGAAAACAAACAAACAAACAAAUAAACAACAAAAAACACAGUAGAAACCAUUGUGGAAUUUGUAAUGGUUAUAAUAGGAAUUGUAUUGGUUUUAAUGGAAACUGUAAUAGUCCAUGUGGGUCUCUAGUGGUAAUUUGUUGCUUUCUGAUGGCGGCGUGUUAUGUCUAGUGGAUACCGUUAAGGACCUUUGUCCGUAUUACGUCCUACUGUGUAAUGGAAUCCAUUUGGUAAUGGUUUUAAUGGUUAACAAGUUUGUAAUGGUGUUUGUCGUGGAAACCAUUAGAACUUUCUGUGAUGGUUUCUAUUCUUUUGUUUUGUUUUUCAGCAGGGUAUACUCUUGUUGGCUAAGGCGUAAAAGAUUGAGUUGACAGAAAGUCAACAAACUGGCUUGACUGUCCUCAAGUGACAAUGGCAGAUCGCUCUGCGGCAGACAGAGCUUGUAAGGACCCCAACCCUAUCAUUGACGGCAGGAAGGCCAACGUGAACCUGGCUUACCUGGGAGCCAAGCCGCGGGUGAUGCAGCCAGGAUUCACGUUUGGUGUACCCCAGAUUCAUCCGGCUUUCAUCCAGAGACCGUAUGGGAUCCCCGCUCACUACGUAUACCCACAGGCAUUCAUGCAGCCCAGCGUGGUGAUCCCUCACGUGCAGCCGACCACUGCGUCCACCGCCGCCACCGCCUCCUCGCCCUACAUCGACUACACUGGAGCUGCAUACGCACAGUACGCCAGCGCUGCUACUGCUGCGGCUGCCGCCGCCGCGUAUGAGCAGUACCCGUACGCCGCCUCCCCCGCCGCAGCCGGCUACGUCACUACAGCUGGCUAUGGCUACGCUAUGCAGCAGCCACUGGCCGCUGCCACUCCAGGCUCGGCGGCAGCCGCCGCGGCCGCCGCAUUCGGUCAGUACCAGCCCCAGCAACUGCAGGCCGAGCGCAUGCAAUAGCAGCUCAUGGCACUGAGAUGUGAGGAAAAGCCAAUGCUCAGUGACUGCUCAUUGGCUGUACAGAGGUGUCUCACCAGAGGGAGGAUAAUGUGAUGAGGAUGACGACUGAUGGAGGUGUUUAAGUGAGGUGGGAACUCCAUCGCUUUCCAACUUGCUGUGAUUAAACCAAAAAAAAAAAAAAAAGAAAAAAUGUGAAAAAAAAAAAUCAGAGAAGGCGUAAAGACAGAGAUGUAACUUUUUACCAUUAUCGAAACUGUUCUUGUUAUCUUUAUGCUUAAUAUUGAUGUAGUGUAUUUAUUGCUAAAGGAGAACGCAAUGACUAAUCACUGUGGCUUAAGAAGCCUUAAGUCCAGAUGCUGUCAUUAAAUUAGAAGACUUUUCUUCAUGAAGGACUUUAGAUGUCCGCACAGUGUUUUGAUUCUGAAGCCCUCUAACUUACAUAUUUAUUCUCAUUUUUGAGGGACUUCUUCUUUUUUUUCCUGUUCUGUCGUCUAAUGUGCAUUGCGAGGUUUUGUUUUCUGAUUAUCAGGGAAAUGGAGCAUUUUUUUUUUUUUCUUCCAACAAAUUAGUAAAGACAAACAAACUCUGCCAAUCAGGGAGUAGGACACAACUGUGGAGAAAUGGAGUGAAAGAAAAUAUAAAUGUAGCUUUGUCUGGCAUGUUCAGGAUGGCCUUUUUAUCUUCCUGAUGCUGAAUGUCCCCCUACUCUGAUUCCCAUUUUGACCUCUUGACCUAUGCAAAGCAAAAAAAAAAAAAAAAACGACCCAAAAAAAAAAACAACAGCCGACGGGAGACAAAACAAACUGCGGAGAUUUCCUGCCACUCUCCUCUGAAGGAUAACGAACAAUUUCAGAGCUCAACGAAAGGACAUUACGUAGUAUUAUUUUUGCCUACUCGUUCACACACGCACACGUACAGACACUAAUUUCCACUGUUAACUCUGUGCAAACUCAUGUACACACUAUUGCACACGUACACCUAUUCAUGCACACGCAUUGUAUGAUAAAUCCAAAUUGACAAAAGGUCAGAGCUGGAGACUUGUGAGUGAGGAACAGGCAGCAGCUGAUGUGUGGGGAUAGACAGGCUCGCACACAUACACACAUGCAGACACACACAGAUUGCUCUGGAAAGAACCCAUCACUUGUGCUCGUUUGUUGAGCUGUCACAUUUUAAUCCCUGUGCCCGCUUGGGAACAUGUCCCCCACCUUUCCAGCUUUGUCAGCAGUUCCACCCCUGUCCUACAGAGCCGGGCUGGAGGUUUAAGCGCAGACUGCGUUCCCCUGAUCCCCUUCUGACAUCACCCUCAGCACCUGCCACCGCAUCUCUCGCUCAUGAGCAGCUCCUCUCUGGAACGAACGAGUGAGAACGUGAGACAAGCAGACUUCAACAAUGAACCAAUGAACAUCCAUCAGUCAACCAAACUCUGUCUGUCUAGAGAAAUGUCUGUGCACCAGCAUGUCUUUCUUUCCUAGUGAGAGAUUAAUCCAUUCUCUGUUCUCUCAUGGCUUUGUACUAAAAAGCAGCACUAAAGCUGAGGGCUCAAACACAAGUCUGAGAGUUCACAGUGCCUUACAACUGUAAUGCUAUUUAAAGAGGAAAGAGAACUGAUAUUUAUUUAUUUUGAGAGUUAUGCUGCGCUCUAAGGACGGAGACUUAGUGGUGGUACUGUAUUAAUAAUAACAAUAAUAAUAAUAAUAAUAAUAAUAAUAAUAAUAAUAAUAAUGUAUUCAUCUCAUGGCAUAUUAUAAGUUACUGAGUAGAUUUAGUUAUAGUAUCAUUAACAUACUCAACCAAAAAAAAAUGUUGAUUUAUUUAAGAUAAAAUUCUGUAUGUGCACUGUACAUUUUGUUUUUCUAUACCUUAUGAAUUUUAGAGCAUUUCAUUAAAUAUCUGCUAGGUUAAUGCCUCUUGUAAGAUGUUUAUUUAAUGCAGGCCUAUGUGCAGGCAGGAUCUCUCUUUUUUUUUUUGUCAUAUCUAGAACUGUAGAAAAUAAAAAAAGAGGAAAAACUCCUUGUAAAAACUAAGCAAAAUGCUGCUUCAUACACUAGAAUGUAUAGUCCUUGUCAAGGUUCAAUAUCUGUGCUUCUACUGCUUUUAAUAUACAGUACAUCAGAUGGGCUAUUUUACACUGUCGGGAAUUUUUAUACUUGAACUUGAACAAGGGAAAAUAUGAAAAGCAAUAACAAACUUUUUAAGGAAGCAUUUCAUUGUCACUGGAUUUGGGCAUGUAAGGUGUUAUUUACUAUUUAAUGUCGAUCCAAAGGUUGUCUCAGUAAACCUAAUUUAAACCUUAUUUCAGAUUUUCAACACUAUUUACUCGAAAAAGAAAAUAAAAGGUUCUAUAUUUCAACCUUCAAA
Ictalurus punctatus (channel catfish) is the source of this 3657-nucleotide messenger RNA. It is a transcript of the gene rbm24a, whose product is annotated as RNA binding motif protein 24a. Gene Ontology annotation, molecular function: mRNA 3'-UTR binding. Bases 769 to 1299 code for a protein of 176 amino acids. The record is from RefSeq and is a predicted model, not a curated record. NCBI's taxonomy places the organism in Eukaryota, Metazoa, Chordata, Actinopteri, Siluriformes, Ictaluridae. The transcript is spliced from 4 exons. Gene Ontology annotation, cellular component: cytosol.